GGGUCCGCGGCGCAGGCAGUCGGAGCGCGCGGCUGCAGCGGCUGAGCAGGAGCCGGGAGCUGGAGCGGCGGCUGAUUGCAGCCCGCGGGGCCCGCCGCAGCCAUGGGCAACCGCGGCAUGGAGGAUCUCAUCCCGCUGGUCAACCGGCUGCAGGACGCCUUCUCCGCUAUCGGCCAGAACGCGGACCUCGACCUCCCGCAGAUCGCCGUGGUCGGCGGCCAGAGCGCCGGCAAGAGCUCGGUGCUCGAGAAUUUCGUAGGCAGGGACUUCUUGCCCCGAGGGUCAGGCAUUGUCACCCGACGCCCCCUGGUCCUGCAGCUGGUCAAUGCCACCACAGAAUAUGCCGAAUUCCUGCACUGCAAGGGGAAGAAAUUCACCGACUUCGAGGAGGUGCGCCUGGAGAUCGAGGCUGAGACAGACCGGGUCACGGGCACUAACAAGGGCAUCUCGCCGGUGCCCAUCAACCUCCGCGUCUACUCGCCGCAUGUGCUGAACCUGACACUGGUGGACCUGCCCGGAAUGACCAAGGUCCCGGUGGGGGACCAACCUCCUGACAUCGAGUUCCAGAUCCGGGACAUGCUUAUGCAGUUCGUCACCAAAGAGAACUGCCUCAUCCUGGCUGUGUCCCCGGCCAACUCCGACCUGGCCAACUCCGAUGCUCUCAAGGUUGCCAAGGAGGUGGACCCCCAGGGCCAGCGUACCAUCGGGGUCAUCACCAAGCUGGAUCUGAUGGACGAGGGCACAGAUGCCCGUGACGUGCUGGAGAACAAGCUUCUCCCCCUGCGCAGAGGCUACAUAGGGGUGGUGAACCGGAGCCAGAAGGACAUCGAUGGCAAGAAGGACAUCACGGCCGCCUUGGCUGCUGAACGCAAGUUUUUCCUCUCCCACCCGUCCUACCGCCACUUGGCCGACCGCAUGGGCACACCCUACCUGCAGAAGGUCCUCAACCAGCAACUGACCAACCACAUCCGGGACACACUGCCGGGCCUUCGGAACAAGCUUCAGAGCCAGCUUCUGUCCAUAGAGAAGGAGGUGGAGGAGUACAAGAACUUCCGGCCUGAUGACCCAGCCCGCAAGACCAAGGCCCUGCUGCAGAUGGUCCAGCAGUUUGCCGUGGACUUUGAGAAGCGCAUUGAGGGCUCAGGGGACCAGAUCGACACCUAUGAACUGUCAGGGGGAGCCCGCAUCAACCGGAUCUUCCAUGAGCGCUUCCCCUUUGAGCUAGUCAAGAUGGAAUUUGAUGAGAAGGAGCUCCGAAGGGAGAUCAGUUACGCCAUCAAGAAUAUCCAUGGCAUUAGGACGGGCCUCUUCACACCUGACCUCGCUUUUGAAGCCACAGUGAAAAAGCAGGUGCAGAAGCUCAAAGAGCCCAGUAUCAAGUGUGUGGAUAUGGUAGUCAGUGAGCUCACCACCACCAUCAGAAAGUGUAGCGAAAAGCUCCAGCAGUACCCCCGGCUGCGGGAGGAGAUGGAGCGCAUCGUGACCACCCACAUCCGGGAGCGCGAGGGUCGCACCAAGGAGCAGGUCAUGCUUCUCAUCGAUAUUGAGCUGGCUUACAUGAAUACCAAUCAUGAGGACUUCAUAGGCUUUGCCAAUGCUCAGCAGAGGAGCAACCAGAUGAACAAGAAGAAGGCUUCAGGGAACCAGGAUGAGAUUCUGGUCAUCCGGAAGGGCUGGCUGACCAUCAACAAUAUUGGCAUCAUGAAGGGGGGCUCCAAAGAGUACUGGUUUGUGCUGACCGCUGAGAAUCUGUCCUGGUACAAGGAUGAUGAGGAGAAAGAGAAGAAAUACAUGCUGUCUGUGGACAACCUGAAGCUACGGGACGUGGAGAAAGGUUUCAUGUCAAGCAAGCACAUCUUUGCCCUCUUUAACACUGAGCAGAGGAAUGUCUACAAGGAUUAUCGGCAGCUGGAACUGGCCUGUGAGACACAGGAGGAGGUGGAUAGCUGGAAGGCCUCCUUCCUGAGGGCUGGCGUGUAUCCUGAGCGUGUUGGGGACAAGGAGAAAGCCAGUGAGACUGAGGAGAACGGCUCAGACAGCUUCAUGCACUCCAUGGACCCACAGCUAGAGCGGCAGGUGGAGACCAUCCGGAACCUGGUGGACUCAUACAUGGCCAUCGUGAACAAGACUGUGCGGGACCUCAUGCCGAAGACCAUCAUGCACCUCAUGAUCAACAACACGAAGGAAUUCAUCUUCUCGGAGCUGCUGGCCAACCUCUACUCGUGCGGGGACCAGAACACGCUGAUGGAGGAGUCAGCGGAGCAGGCGCAGCGGCGCGACGAGAUGCUGCGUAUGUACCACGCACUGAAGGAGGCGCUCAGCAUCAUCGGCGAUAUCAACACGACCACUGUCAGCACGCCCAUGCCCCCGCCCGUGGACGACUCCUGGCUGCAGGUGCAGAGCGUACCGGCCGGACGCAGGUCACCCACGUCCAGCCCCACGCCGCAGCGCCGAGCCCCCGCCGUGCCCCCAGCCCGGCCCGGGUCGCGGGGCCCUGCUCCUGGGCCUCCGCCUGCUGGGUCCGCCCUGGGGGGGGCGCCCCCCGUGCCCUCCAGGCCGGGGGCUUCCCCUGACCCCUUCGGCCCUCCCCCACAGGUGCCCUCGCGCCCCAACCGCGCCCCGCCCGGGGUCCCCAGAAUCACUAUCAGUGAUCCCUGAGGAGCGUCAGCCACGCAGGAAGGGCCCAGCCUCACCUACGCGACCUGUGGUCCCCCGACCAGCUGAGGCUCCCCUCUUAGACUUAUAAGCCUGUGGCCGCUGGUAUCCGGCUUGCCUGACCUCCCCGCCUCCCCAGGGUCCCUUCUGAGGACUCCAGGCUUUCUGCCCCCCCAGAGGGGCCUCCAGUGCCCCCUCCAGCCAUCCUUUUAGCUUUGCCCUCCUGGUUCAGUGUUCUUUCUCCUCCUGUCUCUCUCCGUGAGGACUGGUGACUGUGGCCUGGGGCUCACGGCCCCACACUCCGAGGCUAGGGGUGGCCCCAGGCCAGUACGUUGGAAGACAGGGAGGGCCGAGCAUGUGCCUGGAGCUGUGGGUGCACUGCCUGGUGGUGUAUGAGAGACCGGCGUGCGUGGCAGGGGGAGGGCCGCCCCGGCCUCUCCCCCCCCCCCCGAGACCCCUGGGAAGCUGCGGCCCCCACCCACCUCCAGUUCCUCCCGCCUUUCCUCUCUCUCUCCUCCAUUCCAGAACCCUCGCCCACACCCUCAGCCUCGUCUUCUGCCCCUGCCAGCCCCCUCCUGCCCUGCUGGGCUUGGCUGCCCUUGCCUUACCGUUUCUCUCCCUCCUCUCCGUUCUCUCUCUGCUUUAUCUCCAACUGCCAGCCGAUCGGGUCAGGCAAGUCCAUCCCGUCCUGAGAGCCCCAGGCCCCCCUUCGACCUCUAACCAGAUCCCUCUAUUCCUCGGAGACCUCCCUUUCCAAGCCUGCCUGGACGGCUGUUCUGUGACUUAACAGUGGCUCCCCAGCCUCAAAGCCCCGCCCUUCAUCUGUGACUUAGUCUGUUGUAGUGGUGAGCUGACACAUCCAGGCGUGAUGUUGGUGAACACUUGUGCCCCUCCGUGGUACUGCUCCUACCCCGUUCUAUAAAUAACUAUAAAUACUCAUAUAUACACACACACGCACGCACACGCACACACAAUCUGGCCGCCACAGCCUCGCCUCUAGUGUUGGGAAUCCGUCACCAGGCUGUCCUUGAGGAGUCUUGUGGCCCAACUACCAGGGAACACUGUCACCCUGACAUCCCCCUCUCCGAAGUGUGCCACCUCUGAUGAGCCUCCCUGUCCUGCCCGGCCUGUGGACAGCCACUUUUUCCGUCCCUCCCCCGCUCAAGCCCGGGGGCGCUGUCCUGGCAGCCGGGUGGCUCUUUCCCACCGGUCUUGCUGUCUCUCGGCUAAGAAUAAAACCCAUUCCUGGACGAUGGGAAACUGCCCUCUG
Molecule: messenger RNA, 3925 nt
Organism: Zalophus californianus (California sea lion)
Lineage: Eukaryota; Metazoa; Chordata; Mammalia; Carnivora; Otariidae
Gene: DNM1
Product: dynamin 1
Exons: 23
Coding region: 103-2658 (851 amino acids)
Cellular component (GO): membrane; cytoplasm; microtubule
Molecular function (GO): GTP binding; microtubule binding; GTPase activity
Source: RefSeq, a predicted model, not a curated record